Messenger RNA from Myxocyprinus asiaticus (Chinese sucker), 1077 nucleotides. Its product is annotated as type-1 angiotensin II receptor-like. The record is from RefSeq and is a predicted model, not a curated record. Gene Ontology annotation, molecular function: G protein-coupled receptor activity. Gene Ontology annotation, biological process: positive regulation of Rho protein signal transduction; phospholipase C-activating G protein-coupled receptor signaling pathway. Lineage: Eukaryota; Metazoa; Chordata; Actinopteri; Cypriniformes; Catostomidae. The transcript has 2 exons. Bases 1 to 1077 code for a protein of 358 amino acids. Gene Ontology annotation, cellular component: membrane.
AUGUCAGCAAUAAACCGUAGUGCUUACUGGGUUUGGACAAAGAAUUGCACCUACUCCCACGAUCUUGCCCUUCCUUUGGUUCCAUACAUGGACUGUCCCUCCAACCGCAAGUAUGCUUCACACUUCAUACCGCUUGUCUUUUACAUACUGUCCUUUCUUGGAACAAUUGGAAAUCUCUGGAGCCUGUGGGUUUGCCUACGGCCAUCCCAGCCUUGGAGUAUCGGAUCCAUAGGUGUUCUUAACCUGGCUCUGUGCGACCUUGCCUAUCUGGCCUCUAUGGGACCCUGGGCAUUCUACAUCAGCUCUGACUACCACUGGAAAAUAGGUCAUUCACUCUGCAUCACGGUGAAAAUUCUGUACUUUGUCGGGCUGACAUCCAGUACCAUGUUCAUCUGCGCCAUCAGCACUGACCGAUUCCUUGCGAUUGUCUUCCCUCUUGAGUCCAGAAUGAUCCGCACUCCACGGAACAGUGCAUUGGUUUCACUUUUACUAUGGGCUAUUACCGCCCUCCUCAUUUAUUUCAGUUAUCCUAACAUUCUGUACUGGGUCAGGAAGGAUGGCAUCCAUGUAUGUGGGUCUAUGGUGAUCUCCAGGUUCAGAACCACUGAAGCAACCUACAGUCUCUUGUCUUACUACUCAAUUCAGGUAACUGUCCCACUGCUCCUCAUCAUUCCCUCAUAUGUGAAGAUCAUUGCCCGGAUGAAGCAAUCACAACAGCAGUGGGGCCCAGGCAACGUGCAAGGUCUGGAGAAGAGCAUCUGUCUAAUUGCAGUUUUCAUUGCCAAUUUCCUGGUGUGUUGGGUGCCAGGGCAGCUGCUUCACAUCAUCGCCUGUAUUAUUUUCUUCAAUUUGGAUGACUGCAAAAACACUUGCUGGAUUGCAUGGGUGGUCAACCUACUUGCCGAAGCCUCCCAACUACUGUAUUGUCUCAAUGCAUGUCUGGAUCCCUUAAUUUUCCACAUGCAGCAGGGACAAGGCAAGCUGCUUCAUAAGGUAGUGCUGGCAAACUGGUGUAGAAAGUUAUUACAGUUACGUAAGAAACAAGACUUGGGAGGGCCCUCAGUGGAACCUCCUUAG